Paramecium octaurelia is the source of this 2160-nucleotide messenger RNA. The record is from the annotation of a GenBank genome assembly. NCBI's taxonomy places the organism in Eukaryota, Ciliophora, Oligohymenophorea, Peniculida, Parameciidae.
AUGGAUAAUAAAAGCAAAGGAAGUUCAAAAAGUAGAAAAGAAUUGGGAGGUAUAGUUGAAUAUAAAAUAAUAGAUGAGUUGAGUUUGAAAGGAGUGUCAUUAUUUAAACUGGAUGUUAACUAUGAUCAUUUGAAACAAUUUUUAGAAGGAGUAUAAGCUGAUCUUGACAAUCACACAGUGGAAAUUGAAGGCAUAAAGAAACUACUUGGACCCUCCGAAAUCAUAUUAUUAGUUAAAGUUAAAUCUAAUUUAGGUUCAAGAAUAGUUUCAAUUAUUAAGUGAUUCAUUGUAGUUUUCAGACAAGGAUAUAGAGAAAGAAUUAUCAACUUAAUUAAGCACAUACAUUACACAAAUAUAAGGGAAGUAAAAGUUCGGGAAGGGAGCUUUAGAGAAAAUUAUAACUGAAUUGAGAGGAAAGCUAUUUUCAGUUAUCUCAAUGAUUUAACAUCUCUAUAGAGAGAAGAAGGUAGAUAUUGAUACUAAAAUUAGAGAUAAGAUUAACGAUUAACAAAAUUAGAAAACGACAUGCUAACAAAGUUUGAUACUAAAGAAUGUAAAGAGAAGAUGAGGAAAUAAAAAAAUCAAUUAGAAUAGCAUAUUGAAGAUUUAUAGAAGAAUGGAAGACAAGAAUUAGACACAGUUGAAAAGAAACUAUCCACAGACAUUUAGAAAUUUGAAGAAGCAGUUAGAGAUGUUGAAAGGUACGCUUAAUUAGUUUAAAUUCAAGAAAAACCUUAUGGAAAAUACAUGAUUGUUAAGAUCUAUUGCUGAAAAGAACAAAUGAAGAAUUCGUUAAUGAAGCUAUUAGAACUAGUGAAGAUAAAAUAUUGAAAGAAGUACCGUAUAAUAUUUAAUUUUAGAUUUAAUAAAUGUAAAAUAACGAAUAAUUGAUUAAAUUUCAACAAGAUAUUGCAUACAUUCGAAGUUAAAUCAAAGGUAUUGAUGAUACAGUAGGGGAAAAACAAUCCAAAUUAAAAUUAUAACUAAAUGAAAUGAAUGACUUGUAAAUUUAUAUCAAUAUUCCAAGAUUAAAAUCUAAAAUCAAUUUAAUUGAUAAAUUGGUUGAGUAGAAUAAACAACAAGGAGACAAGAUAAUUGAUUUAAAUAGCAGAUUAGCCACUGCUAUCAACAAAUUGGAUGUUUCUAAUCAAUUAGAUUAGCAUAGAUAAAAAAUCAAAUAAUUGGAAGAUGGGAUUUAAAGGUUGAAUGAUGAGGCCAAAGAGAGAGUUGAAGCAUUAAAGGAUAUGAAUUUAAAUGCUGAAAAUGUAGCUUAUCUAUUAUCUAAAAUUGAUCCUCAUAAAAUAUGUACUCUUGAAGGAGACAUUAAGAAAUUAGAGGAAAUGUCAAUUAGAAAUAAUGUGCAUUGGGAAACUCUUGAUGCAGAAUUCAAAUCACGUUACGAUAGUUUUCAGUUCUUUUCAUAAUUAUACUAAUAAUAAUAAUAGCAACAAUAACAAUAAACUCCAGAAGAAUCUAAAUAUGUCACUAAAGAUGAAAUCAAUAGAAUGUUUGAGUAAUUCCAAUAACAGGGCAAUCUAGAAGAUGAUAAAAUUAGAAAAAUUUAAAAAGAUCUUUAAGACAUUGGCCAUAAAGUUGAAAAUGCUAAUGAAAUCGAAAGAAGAGUGACUAGAAUAUUUAGAGAUGUUGAUAUUAAUGGAUUAAUCAAACAAGUGAAAGUCAAGGCUAAUGAAGAUGAUGUGAAGAGAGAAUUAUUUAAUUUAGAAACUAGAUUAGGAUAAGCCAUGGACACUAUAAAUUAUUUAAGGAGAGAGAUAGAAGCCUUAUAAGGUAAUCUAUUACAUCCAUUAUAUAGUGUAAUUGAAGAAAUCUCCAAUGAACUUCUAAUAAUCAGCCUCGCCUCCUACUGACUAAAUUAUAGGGAUCAACACAAAGAAACUUUAUCCCAUUAAUUGUUUAAGUUGUAGCACUACCAAUCAAUAAAGGGUAAUGCAUUUCCUUGUAUCUUAGGUUAAAGGAACUGAUGGAAAAUAUUACUAAGCUGAUAUUAAACGAUAAACUAUUGACUAAUAAUAGUUUUAUGAUCUCCAAUAAGAUGAAUCUUAAUAAUUCAAUUAACAAAACUAUGUAUAAAGACCCUAAUCGGCAGUAGUAAACAAAUAAAGUAAUGGCGUUAAAAGACCUAUAAGUGCUAAAAAAUGA